CACGACGCCUACUGAAAGCACGACGACUGUUCUUCUCGUAGUCGCUUCCACUGGUCUUGAGGAAAAUGGGAACGAGCAGGUUCCUGGCUGCGGUGGUUGCAGCCUUGGCGCUGGCGGCAUCGACUGAGGGUCUCAGCAUCUGCACCACGUUGACUUGUCCUGAGUCCAACGGCCUCUUCGCGCACCCGACGGACUGCCACCGCUACGUCAAGUGUGCCAACGGCCACGCCUACGUCGAGACCUGCCCCGCCAACCUGCACUUCAACGAGGCCUCGGGAAGCUGUGACUACGCGGCAAACGCCAAGUGUGACAUCACCAAGCGACUGGAGACCGAAGGGUGUUCCCUUCGGUCCGCAAAGGCCAGUCAAUCCUUGCCCAGAGAGUCAGACCUUUCAGUCCAGUGCGACUGCGACUGCUGCCUCAAGCCACACAAGGACUGCAACAAGUACUACGAGUGCAAGGAUAACAUUGCCUACGUUAGGGAGUGCGGAGGUGACUUGGUGUUCAAUCCUGCAAAAGAACAGUGCGAUCUUCCAACCAAUUAUGAAUGCCCUAAACCAAUAAUUUGCGGCUGCCAUUGCCGAUACCCAGUGGACGGGGAGUGCAAUGCUUACUAUGACUGCAGGGACAACGAGGCAGAGAAGAAGUACUGCUCAGAAGGUCUGCUGUUCAACCCCGAUACCCGUAUGUGCGACAUCGCUGCCAAUGUUGACUGCCCGACUGAUCCUCCAACACCUGGACCUUGCAAUGAAAACGUCUUCGAUUCCGACCCUGAUUGCAAGUUCUGGGCCGCCAACAACGACUGUCACUGCAAGUGGACAGAUGGUGACUGCUCCUGGCAGCACUUUGUCGCCCAUGCAUGUCCCCGUAGCUGCGCCUGCCAAGACCAUGUGGACGUCACCAGGCCUCCUGUAAUUGAAUACCCUUGCGUGGACUGCUCUACCGGCCAACAGUACUGGCAGCAUCCCAGCGACUGCCGCAAGUUCAUUCAGUGCGCACCCUACGGACCUCAGGAGAUGCCAUGUGGAGAGGGAACAGUGUGGGACCAAAAUCUGCUCACCUGCAACCAUGAAUGGGCUGUCCAGUGCUUGACAGGCAACUUCCUUCUCGCUAACGGAAGCUGUUCAGGAUGCUCAGGAUGUACUCCUCCAGCAAAGCCCACAAACAGGCCUACCCAGAAACCUGUCACACCAGGCAACUUCACAUGUGUGGAUUGUUCCACAGGCCAGCAGUACUGGCAACAUCCUACUGACUGUCACAAGUUCAUUCAAUGUGCACCUUAUGGGCCCCAGGAGAUGCCAUGCCCUGCAGGAACCAGGUGGGACCAGAAGAUCCUCACUUGCAACCACGAAUGGAACACCCCAUGUGUGACAGGCAACUACCUUCUACCUAAUGGAAGCUGUUCAGGUUGCACUGGAUGCCCAACUGUGACCCCCACCAAACCAUCAGGUGGCUGCGCUGGUGAGAAUCCAGACUGCAAGCACUGGGCUGCCAGUGGAGCCUGCACCUGUAAGGCAGGCAGUGACUGUACUUGGGCGAACCAAGUGGCUUCAAUGUGCCCCAAGACCUGUCGAGGGGAAUGUGGGCCAAGUACCCCAGCAAUAGACCCCUGCAACCUCGUGUGUCCUUCCUACAGUGGUCUUUUCCCACACCCAAAGGCCUGUACCAAGUGGGUUCACUGCGACCACUAUAUCCCCUACGUGAAGGACUGUCCCGCUGGUUUGCACUUUAAUCCAGCAAUCAAGGUAUGCGACUGGCCAGAUCGCGCAGGUUGUACCUCAGGGGAGGACCAGAGUUGCGUAAUUCCCACUGAUCCACCGGUCACCGGCCCCCCUCCAACACCCAGCCCCAAUUGCACAUGCGAAUGUUGCCAUCUCCCUCAUCCAACUGACUGCACUGGAUGUACUCCUCCAGCAAAGCCCACAAACAGGCCUACACAGAAACCUGUCACACCAGGCAACUUCACAUGUGUGGAUUGUUCCACAGGCCAGCAGUACUGGCAACAUCCUACCGACUGUCACAAGUUCAUUCAAUGUGCACCUUAUGGGCCCCAGGAGAUGCCAUGUGGAGAGGGAACAGUGUGGGACCAAAACCUGCUCACCUGCAACCAUGAAUGGGCUACCCAGUGCUUGACAGGCAACUUCCUUCUCGCUAACGGAAGCUGUUCAGGAUGCUCAGGAUGUACUCCUCCAGCAAAGCCCACAAACAGGCCUACACAGAAACCUGUCACACCAGGCAACUUCACAUGUGUGGAUUGUUCCACAGGCCAGCAGUACUGGCAACAUCCUACCGACUGUCACAAGUUCAUUCAAUGUGCACCUUAUGGGCCCCAGGAGAUGCCAUGUGGAGAGGGAACAGUGUGGGACCAAAACCUGCUCACCUGCAACCAUGAAUGGGCUACCCAGUGCUUGACAGGCAACUUCCUUCUCGCUAACGGAAGCUGUUCAGGAUGCUCAGGAUGUACUCCUCCAGCAAAGCCCACAAACAGGCCUACACAGAAACCUGUCACACCAGGCAACUUCACAUGUGUGGAUUGUUCCACAGGCCAGCAGUACUGGCAACAUCCUACCGACUGUCACAAGUUCAUUCAAUGUGCACCUUAUGGGCCCCAGGAGAUGCCAUGUGGAGAGGGAACAGUGUGGGACCAAAACCUGCUCACCUGCAACCAUGAAUGGGCUACCCAGUGCUUGACAGGCAACUUCCUUCUCGCUAACGGAAGCUGUUCAGGAUGCUCAGGAUGUACUCCUCCAGCAAAGCCCACAAACAGGCCUACACAGAAACCUGUCACACCAGGCAACUUCACAUGUGUGGAUUGUUCCACAGGCCAGCAGUACUGGCAACAUCCUACCGACUGUCACAAGUUCAUUCAAUGUGCACCUUAUGGGCCCCAGGAGAUGCCAUGUGGAGAGGGAACAGUGUGGGACCAAAACCUGCUCACCUGCAACCAUGAAUGGGCUACCCAGUGCUUGACAGGCAACUUCCUUCUCGCUAACGGAAGCUGUUCAGGAUGCUCAGGAUGUACUCCUCCAGCAAAGCCCACAAACAGGCCUACACAGAAACCUGUCACACCAGGCAACUUCACAUGUGUGGAUUGUUCCACAGGCCAGCAGUACUGGCAACAUCCUACCGACUGUCACAAGUUCAUUCAAUGUGCACCUUAUGGGCCCCAGGAGAUGCCAUGUGGAGAGGGAACAGUGUGGGACCAAAACCUGCUCACCUGCAACCAUGAAUGGGCUACCCAGUGCUUGACAGGCAACUUCCUUCUCGCUAACGGAAGCUGUUCAGGAUGCUCAGGAUGUACUCCUCCAGCAAAGCCCACAAACAGGCCUACACAGAAACCUGUCACACCAGGCAACUUCACAUGUGUGGAUUGUUCCACAGGCCAGCAGUACUGGCAACAUCCUACCGACUGUCACAAGUUCAUUCAAUGUGCACCUUAUGGGCCCCAGGAGAUGCCAUGUGGAGAGGGAACAGUGUGGGACCAAAACCUGCUCACCUGCAACCAUGAAUGGGCUACCCAGUGCUUGACAGGCAACUUCCUUCUCGCUAACGGAAGCUGUUCAGGAUGCUCAGGAUGUACUCCUCCAGCAAAGCCCACAAACAGGCCUACACAGAAACCUGUCACACCAGGCAACUUCACAUGUGUGGAUUGUUCCACAGGCCAGCAGUACUGGCAACAUCCUACCGACUGUCACAAGUUCAUUCAAUGUGCACCUUAUGGGCCCCAGGAGAUGCCAUGUGGAGAGGGAACAGUGUGGGACCAAAACCUGCUCACCUGCAACCAUGAAUGGGCUACCCAGUGCUUGACAGGCAACUUCCUUCUCGCUAACGGAAGCUGUUCAGGAUGCUCAGGAUGUACUCCUCCAGCAAAGCCCACAAACAGGCCUACACAGAAACCUGUCACACCAGGCAACUUCACAUGUGUGGAUUGUUCCACAGGCCAGCAGUACUGGCAACAUCCUACCGACUGUCACAAGUUCAUUCAAUGUGCACCUUAUGGGCCCCAGGAGAUGCCAUGUGGAGAGGGAACAGUGUGGGACCAAAACCUGCUCACCUGCAACCAUGAAUGGGCUACCCAGUGCUUGACAGGCAACUUCCUUCUCGCUAACGGAAGCUGUUCAGGAUGCUCAGGAUGUACUCCUCCAGCAAAGCCCACAAACAGGCCUACACAGAAACCUGUCACACCAGGCAACUUCACAUGUGUGGAUUGUUCCACAGGCCAGCAGUACUGGCAACAUCCUACCGACUGUCACAAGUUCAUUCAAUGUGCACCUUAUGGGCCCCAGGAGAUGCCAUGUGGAGAGGGAACAGUGUGGGACCAAAACCUGCUCACCUGCAACCAUGAAUGGGCUACCCAGUGCUUGACAGGCAACUUCCUUCUCGCUAACGGAAGCUGUUCAGGAUGCUCAGGAUGUACUCCUCCAGCAAAGCCCACAAACAGGCCUACACAGAAACCUGUCACACCAGGCAACUUCACAUGUGUGGAUUGUUCCACAGGCCAGCAGUACUGGCAACAUCCUACCGACUGUCACAAGUUCAUUCAAUGUGCACCUUAUGGGCCCCAGGAGAUGCCAUGUGGAGAGGGAACAGUGUGGGACCAAAACCUGCUCACCUGCAACCAUGAAUGGGCUACCCAGUGCUUGACAGGCAACUUCCUUCUCGCUAACGGAAGCUGUUCAGGAUGCUCAGGAUGUACUCCUCCAGCAAAGCCCACAAACAGGCCUACACAGAAACCUGUCACACCAGGCAACUUCACAUGUGUGGAUUGUUCCACAGGCCAGCAGUACUGGCAACAUCCUACCGACUGUCACAAGUUCAUUCAAUGUGCACCUUAUGGGCCCCAGGAGAUGCCAUGUGGAGAGGGAACAGUGUGGGACCAAAACCUGCUCACCUGCAACCAUGAAUGGGCUACCCAGUGCUUGACAGGCAACUUCCUUCUCGCUAACGGAAGCUGUUCAGGAUGCUCAGGAUGUACUCCUCCAGCAAAGCCCACAAACAGGCCUACACAGAAACCUGUCACACCAGGCAACUUCACAUGUGUGGAUUGUUCCACAGGCCAGCAGUACUGGCAACAUCCUACCGACUGUCACAAGUUCAUUCAAUGUGCACCUUAUGGGCCCCAGGAGAUGCCAUGUGGAGAGGGAACAGUGUGGGACCAAAACCUGCUCACCUGCAACCAUGAAUGGGCUACCCAGUGCUUGACAGGCAACUUCCUUCUCGCUAACGGAAGCUGUUCAGGAUGCUCAGGAUGUACUCCUCCAGCAAAGCCCACAAACAGGCCUACACAGAAACCUGUCACACCAGGCAACUUCACAUGUGUGGAUUGUUCCACAGGCCAGCAGUACUGGCAACAUCCUACCGACUGUCACAAGUUCAUUCAAUGUGCACCUUAUGGGCCCCAGGAGAUGCCAUGUGGAGAGGGAACAGUGUGGGACCAAAACCUGCUCACCUGCAACCAUGAAUGGGCUACCCAGUGCUUGACAGGCAACUUCCUUCUCGCUAACGGAAGCUGUUCAGGAUGCUCAGGAUGUACUCCUCCAGCAAAGCCCACAAACAGGCCUACACAGAAACCUGUCACACCAGGCAACUUCACAUGUGUGGAUUGUUCCACAGGCCAGCAGUACUGGCAACAUCCUACCGACUGUCACAAGUUCAUUCAAUGUGCACCUUAUGGGCCCCAGGAGAUGCCAUGUGGAGAGGGAACAGUGUGGGACCAAAACCUGCUCACCUGCAACCAUGAAUGGGCUACCCAGUGCUUGACAGGCAACUUCCUUCUCGCUAACGGAAGCUGUUCAGGAUGCUCAGGAUGUACUCCUCCAGCAAAGCCCACAAACAGGCCUACACAGAAACCUGUCACACCAGGCAACUUCACAUGUGUGGAUUGUUCCACAGGCCAGCAGUACUGGCAACAUCCUACCGACUGUCACAAGUUCAUUCAAUGUGCACCUUAUGGGCCCCAGGAGAUGCCAUGUGGAGAGGGAACAGUGUGGGACCAAAACCUGCUCACCUGCAACCAUGAAUGGGCUACCCAGUGCUUGACAGGCAACUUCCUUCUCGCUAACGGAAGCUGUUCAGGAUGCUCAGGAUGUACUCCUCCAGCAAAGCCCACAAACAGGCCUACACAGAAACCUGUCACACCAGGCAACUUCACAUGUGUGGAUUGUUCCACAGGCCAGCAGUACUGGCAACAUCCUACCGACUGUCACAAGUUCAUUCAAUGUGCACCUUAUGGGCCCCAGGAGAUGCCAUGUGGAGAGGGAACAGUGUGGGACCAAAACCUGCUCACCUGCAACCAUGAAUGGGCUACCCAGUGCUUGACAGGCAACUUCCUUCUCGCUAACGGAAGCUGUUCAGGAUGCUCAGGAUGUACUCCUCCAGCAAAGCCCACAAACAGGCCUACACAGAAACCUGUCACACCAGGCAACUUCACAUGUGUGGAUUGUUCCACAGGCCAGCAGUACUGGCAACAUCCUACCGACUGUCACAAGUUCAUUCAAUGUGCACCUUAUGGGCCCCAGGAGAUGCCAUGUGGAGAGGGAACAGUGUGGGACCAAAACCUGCUCACCUGCAACCAUGAAUGGGCUACCCAGUGCUUGACAGGCAACUUCCUUCUCGCUAACGGAAGCUGUUCAGGAUGCUCAGGAUGUACUCCUCCAGCAAAGCCCACAAACAGGCCUACACAGAAACCUGUCACACCAGGCAACUUCACAUGUGUGGAUUGUUCCACAGGCCAGCAGUACUGGCAACAUCCUACCGACUGUCACAAGUUCAUUCAAUGUGCACCUUAUGGGCCCCAGGAGAUGCCAUGUGGAGAGGGAACAGUGUGGGACCAAAACCUGCUCACCUGCAACCAUGAAUGGGCUACCCAGUGCUUGACAGGCAACUUCCUUCUCGCUAACGGAAGCUGUUCAGGAUGCUCAGGAUGUACUCCUCCAGCAAAGCCCACAAACAGGCCUACACAGAAACCUGUCACACCAGGCAACUUCACAUGUGUGGAUUGUUCCACAGGCCAGCAGUACUGGCAACAUCCUACCGACUGUCACAAGUUCAUUCAAUGUGCACCUUAUGGGCCCCAGGAGAUGCCAUGUGGAGAGGGAACAGUGUGGGACCAAAACCUGCUCACCUGCAACCAUGAAUGGGCUACCCAGUGCUUGACAGGCAACUUCCUUCUCGCUAACGGAAGCUGUUCAGGAUGCUCAGGAUGUACUCCUCCAGCAAAGCCCACAAACAGGCCUACACAGAAACCUGUCACACCAGGCAACUUCACAUGUGUGGAUUGUUCCACAGGCCAGCAGUACUGGCAACAUCCUACCGACUGUCACAAGUUCAUUCAAUGUGCACCUUAUGGGCCCCAGGAGAUGCCAUGCCCUGCAGGAACCAGGUGGGACCAGAAGAUCCUCACUUGCAACCACGAGAGGAACACCCCAUGUGUAACAGGCAACUACCUUCUACCUAAUGGAAGCUGUUCAGGUUGCACUGGAUGCCCAACUGUGACCACCAUUAAACCAUCAGGUGGCUGCGCUGGUGAGAAUCCAGACUGCAAGCACUGGGCUGCCAGUGGAGCCUGCACCUGUAAGGCAGGUAGUGACUGUACUUGGGCGAACCAAGUGGCUUCAAUGUGCCCCAUGACCUGUCGAGGGGAAUGUGGGCCAAGUACCCCAGCAGUAGACCCUUGCAACCUCGUGUGUCCUUCUUACAGUGGUCUUUUCCCACACCCAAAGGCCUGUACUAAGUGGGUUCACUGCGACCACUAUAUCCCCUACGUGAAAGACUGCCCCGCUGGUUUGCACUUUAACCCAGCAAUCAAGGUAUGCGACUGGCCAGAUCGCGCAGGUUGUACCUCAGGGGAGGACCAGAGUUGCGUAAUUCCCACUGAUCCACCUGUCACCGGCCUCCCUUCUACAGCCAGCCCCUUUUGCACAUGCGAAUGUUGCCAUCUCCCUCAUCUAACUGACUGCACAGCCUAUUACUACUGUGAUGUGAACAAGAACAUGACCUUCUUCACAUGCCCAUCUGGGCUAGUAUUCCACCCGGAAUUGGAUACGUGUAAAGAACCAGAUGCUCUGAGUUGA
This is a messenger RNA of Penaeus chinensis, 8072 nucleotides long. RefSeq lists its product as uncharacterized. The record is from RefSeq and is a predicted model, not a curated record. The transcript is spliced from 11 exons. Bases 66 to 8072 code for a protein of 2668 amino acids. Gene Ontology annotation, cellular component: extracellular region. NCBI's taxonomy places the organism in Eukaryota, Metazoa, Arthropoda, Malacostraca, Decapoda, Penaeidae. Gene Ontology annotation, molecular function: chitin binding.